AUGGAGGUGUCCUCUGAACUUUUCAGCAAUGUGGGUACCCCCUGGCAGAGGGUCCUGCUCACAGCCUCCCUCUUAACCUGCUGCCUCCUGCCCACCACUGCCAGAGUCACCGUGGAAUCUUUACCUCCCCAAGUGGUUGAAGGAGAACAUGUUCUUCUACGUGUUGACAAUCUGCCAGAGAAUCUUCAAGGUUUUGUCUGGUACAAAGGGGUGACAAGUAUGAGGCUUGGAAUUGCACAGUAUUCCCUGCGCUAUAAUGUAAGUGUGACUGGGCCUAAGCACAGCGGUAGAGAGACAUUGUACAGCAACGGGUCCCUGUGGAUACAAAAUGUCACCCGGGAGGACACAGGAUAUUACACUCUUCGAACCAUAAGUCAACGUGGAGAACUGGUAUCAAAUACAUCCAUCUUCCUUCAGGUGUACUCCUCUCUUUUCAUCUGUGAGCGUCCUACUACCCUUGUACCUCCCACUAUUGAAUCAGUGCCAGCCAGCGUUGCUGAAGGAGGAAGCGUUCUUCUCCUUGUUCACAAUCUACCAGAGCAUCUUAUAUCAUGUUCCUGGUACAAAGGAGCAAUUGUGUUUAACAAGCUUGAGAUUGCCCGAUAUAGAACAGCCAAGAAUUCAAGUGUACUGGGCCCUGCCCACACUGGUAGAGAGAUAGUAUACAGCAAUGGAUCCCUGCUGCUCCAGAAUGUCACCUGGAAAGACACCGGAUUCUACACCCUACGAACUCUGAAUAGAAAACCGAGAAUAGAAUUAGCACACAUUUACCUUCAGGUGGACACCUCCCUUUCCUCGUGCUGUGACACUGUUGACUCUGCCCAACUCAGCAUUGAUCCUGUGCCACCGCAUGCUGCUGAAGGGGGAAGAGUUCUUCUCCAGGUCCAUAAUCUGCCAGAAGAUCUGCAAACCUUUUCCUGGUACAAAGGCGUGUAUAUCACCCUAAUCUUUCAAAUUGCAGAAUAUAGCAUAGCGACGAAGUCUAUCAUCAUGGGCUAUGCACGCAGCGGAAGAGAGACAGGGUACACCAAUGGAUCCCUGCUGCUCCAGGAUGUCACUGAGAAAGACACGGGCUUGUACACACUAAUAACGAUAGACAGCAAUUUUAAAGUUGAAACAGCACACGUGCAAGUCAACGUCUACACCUCCCUCUUAACCUGUUGGCUCCUACCCGCCACUGCCAGAGUCACCAUCAAAUCCUUACCACCCCAAGUGGUUGAAGGAGAAAAUGUUCUUCUAUACGUUGACAAUCUACCAGAGAAUGUUCUAGUCUUUGGCUGGUACAGAGGAAUGACAAAUUUUCGGCAUGCAAUUGUACUGCAUUCUCUGUACUAUAGUGCAAGUGCGAAGGGGCUGAAGCACAGUGGCAGAGAGACAUUGUACAUCAACGGGUCCCUGCGGAUCCAAAAUGUCACUCAGGAAGACACAGGAUAUUACACUUUUCAAACCAUAAGUAAACAUGGAGAAAUGAUAUCAAAUACAUCACUGUACUUUCAUGUGUACUCCUCUCUUUUCAUCUGUGGGCAUCCUACUACCCUUGUACCUCCCAGUAUUGAAUCUGUGCCGGCCAGCGUUGCUGCACAGGGAAGCGUUAUUCUCCUUGUUCACAAUCUUCCAAAGUAUCUUCAAUCGCUUUUCUGGUACAAAGGGCUGAUUGUAUUUAACAAGGUUGAGAUUGCUCGAUACAGAACAGCCAAGAAUUCAAGUGAGCCGGGCCCUGCCCACAGUGGUAGAGAGACAGUGUACAGCAAUGGAUCUCUGCUGCUCCAGAAUGUCACCUGGAAAGACUCAGGAUUCUACACCCUACGAACUCUGAAUAGGUAUCGGAAAAUGGAAUUAGCACACAUUUACCUUCAGGUGGACACCUCCCUUUCCUUGUGCUGUGACUCUGCCCAACUCACCAUUGAUACAGUGCCACAGCAUGCUGCUGAAGGGGAAAGUGUUCUUCUCCAGGUUCAUAAUCUGCCAGAAGAUCUGCAAACCUUUUCCUGGUACAAAGGUGUGGAUAGCACUCAGGACUUUAAAAUUGCAGAAUAUAGCAUAGCGACGAAGUCCAUCAUCAGAGGCCGUGCACACAGCAGAAGGGAGACAGGGUACACCAAUGGAUCCUUGCUGCUCCAGGAUGUCACUGAGAAAGACACGGGCUUGUACACACUAGUAACAAUAGACAGCAAUGUGAGAGUUGUAACAGCACAUGUCCAAGUCAACGUCCACAAGCUUGUGACACAGCCUGUCAUGAGAGUCACGGACAGCACAGUUAGAGUACAGAGCUCAGUGGUCUUCACUUGCUUCUCAGACAACACUGGAGUCUCCAUCCGUUGGCUCUUCAACAAUCAGACUGUACAGCUCAUAGAGAGGAUGACCCUGUCCCCAUCAAAGUGCCAACUCAGGAUACAUGCUGUGAGGAAGGAGGAUGCUGGAGAGUAUCAAUGUGAGGCCUUCAACCCAGUCAGCUCAAAGACCAGUCUCCCAGUCAGCCUGGCUGUGACGAAUGAGUGA
Molecule: messenger RNA, 2499 nt
Organism: Mus pahari (shrew mouse)
Lineage: Eukaryota; Metazoa; Chordata; Mammalia; Rodentia; Muridae
Product: pregnancy-specific glycoprotein 22-like
Exons: 8
Coding region: 1-2499 (832 amino acids)
Biological process (GO): T cell activation; signal transduction; regulation of immune system process
Cellular component (GO): cell surface; plasma membrane; external side of plasma membrane
Molecular function (GO): protein tyrosine kinase binding
Source: RefSeq, a predicted model, not a curated record